AUGACGCUCGACCCGAAACCUCCUAAAGAAGUGUUCGACGAUCAUGAUGGGCAGUGCACGAAGAAGGUUCCCCUCACGGAUCUUGUUGAAGCUGAGUUGCAAACGUUAAACGAAGCAGAGAAGAAAUACACCCUAACCGUGAAAACAGCACCCGUCCAUGACGCCGUACUGUGCUACAAGUGCGUGAAGGAAACUACUCCGCCCCAGCCCACGCCGGACCCCUCUGUUGAAGCUGCAGCCAAGGCUGUCGAGCACUGCAUGCUAAAAAUUGCCGUGAAGGGUACAUCGGACCCAUCUACGUCGGCAGCUGCCUUAUUGGCUGUGCCUUCUUUUUUCGUGUGGGAAUUCGUGCUCGGCAGCUUGCGUGCUUGA
Messenger RNA from Besnoitia besnoiti, 372 nucleotides. RefSeq names its product SAG-related sequence. Lineage: Eukaryota; Apicomplexa; Conoidasida; Eucoccidiorida; Sarcocystidae. The record is from RefSeq and is a predicted model, not a curated record. The transcript has a single exon. Gene Ontology annotation, cellular component: membrane. Bases 1 to 372 code for a protein of 123 amino acids.